Molecule: messenger RNA, 654 nt
Organism: Funneliformis geosporum
Lineage: Eukaryota; Fungi; Glomeromycota; Glomeromycetes; Glomerales; Glomeraceae
Source: the annotation of a GenBank genome assembly
AUGGUUAAAGUCACACUUGAUCUCUGGAAAAAUUUUGGAGAAAAAGUUCCAUUGUCCCUUACAUACCCUGGAAUAGUCGAAAGAAAAGAAUACAUUAUCACUGUGGUAAAUCUGACAAAAGGGACACCAGUUCAUAACAUUCCAGCAGAGUACAAGAGUUACCCUCUAUUGGUCAAUUAUGGCACUAUGAAACCAUCAAGUAAUAUUUACCUCUGGUUUCAACAUCUCAAGCCUGGAAUCAGUAUAAGUGAUUCUGAAGAUGAUUCUGCAUGCACAUUAGAUGUAUUAUUUAAGGGCAAAUCUGAAGCUAUUGUUAGAUACCAGAACUUAAAUAUUGAUAAUUCAGAAAAACUUAUAGAUUACACGUUUUGCGAGAUUGAUCAGUGUAGCAAAAUAUCUUCUAACAAACCGUGUGGAGCUGAAACAAUUAUUCACAAGUUCCAAACUAUUUUGGAACCUGACAGUGACGUAAUAAAUGUCCAUAAGGUCAGCAGAGAGACAGGACAUACUGAAGGAUAUAUGUUACCUAUUUUUCAAUCUUGUAUCCUAUCUAAAUUGUUUAACGAAGACAAACAUGUUCAAGGUUUGAUAGGUCACGAAGUUAAUGGUAAAUUUGGAGAUCAUGGAGACUCAGAUGCUUCAGUUUACGAUUAA